Molecule: messenger RNA, 609 nt
Organism: Neurospora tetraspora
Lineage: Eukaryota; Fungi; Ascomycota; Sordariomycetes; Sordariales; Sordariaceae
Exons: 2
Coding region: 1-609 (202 amino acids)
Source: RefSeq, a predicted model, not a curated record
AUGAACCAAAGCGGAAUGGAACGCCGCGUCUACAGCCAUCGCGAGAUGGUGGCCGCCCUCGGUCUGGUCCUCCUCAAACAGGGAGGCCACCGCGAGCCAACGCCGCCGGCCACCCCCGGCCCCAACCUGCCCGCCAGGCCCGCGCCUGCUACCGCUGCAGCGGUGCGCCGCCUUCCGGCCCCUGGCCAGGGAAGCCUCCCUCCGAGGCCCCGCACACCGGAGGGCGGGUGGUGCCCUGCCAGCCCGGUCAACAACCACCGCCAGCAGACUGCCCACCGCCAGCAGACUGCCCACCGCCAGCAGACUGGCCACCACCAUCACCACCACCACUCACACCACCACCACCAUCGCCCUCACGACCAUCAGCAGCAACAGCUGCAGCUGCAGUACCAGCAGCAGCAGAACCAUCCUGCUCCGGGCCCGGUGGUGCCCUACCAGCAUACCACCACCACCACAACCACUACCACUGCGGUUCUCCCCCCUCCCCCUUUCCCCAACUUCCCUUCUCCCCAUAUGUGGCAGCAUCCACAGCAACUGCAACCUCCACUCGACGAGGAGAAUAUCGUCCCGCCGCCGCCGCGGCGCGCUGGUAACAGCCGUCGCUGGUGA